Spea bombifrons (plains spadefoot toad) is the source of this 1847-nucleotide messenger RNA. RefSeq names its product tetraspanin 5 (gene TSPAN5). Gene Ontology annotation, cellular component: membrane. The record is from RefSeq and is a predicted model, not a curated record. NCBI's taxonomy places the organism in Eukaryota, Metazoa, Chordata, Amphibia, Anura, Pelobatidae. Bases 659 to 1522 code for a protein of 287 amino acids. Gene Ontology annotation, biological process: protein localization to plasma membrane; regulation of vascular endothelial growth factor signaling pathway; protein maturation. The transcript is spliced from 8 exons.
CGAAUGUAUACAUUGCAAGCUGGCACCCAGUGAGGGGGUGGAGCAAUUAGUUAGUAGGCAGGGUAUAGAUGGGGAGGGAGUGCACCAUAUGACAACAUGAACAGCUCACCCAGUCUGGUGCCAUCAGUCUGGAUAGACAUCAGGAAGGAGGGACCGGCGAACACAUCUGACAUAUUACACACAUACACAAAACACACACCGGGCAUCUGAUCCGCUACAUGCAAACACACACAGGGGCUGAGCGUCUGUUGUGUUACCCACACAAUGGAUCAGCUGUAACACACACUGCGCCGCUGGAAUACACCGGACACUGCACGCGCGGGGAAGCUGGCACACGUCGCACAGCUUCGGGAAACCGUUUGCCUAUAGGCGCUGCACAUAUAGGAUCUCUACAUGCCCUUCCGUGUGUACCCAGCAUGACCGAUCGCUUGUCUGCCAAGGCGCACACCAUGAUGGUGCUCGGCAUCUCCUCCUGCAUUACUGUAUAGGGCAAGGCAGCGAUUCUCACACUCAGGACGCGGCCAAGUGUGCAGGAGGGGCUGUGAUUGCACACAGCAGGCUUAGCAUUAGCGCUCAUCUCCGCACACACACACAUAUUUACACCAGGGUUGAGCUCGGGCUGGAGGCCUGGCCUCGCGUCUUGGCUCCUUCCCGGUCUAUGAGUCCUGAUCUGCCCCGCAUACAUCCCGGGGAUCUGCCUUCAUGCCCCCGCGCCAUGUCCGGGAAGCAUUACAAGGGUCCUGAAGUCAGCUGCUGCAUCAAGUACUUCAUCUUUGGCUUUAAUGUCAUCUUCUGGUUUUUGGGGAUUGCUUUCCUUGGAGUUGGACUGUGGGCAUGGAGUGAAAAGGGUGUGCUGUCCAACAUCUCCUCCAUCACUGACCUUGGAGGCUUUGAUCCUGUGUGGCUCUUCCUGGUGGUUGGAGGAGUCAUGUUCAUCCUGGGAUUUGCGGGGUGCAUUGGAGCACUUAGGGAGAACACCUACCUCUUGAAGUUUUUUUCAGUGUUCCUGGGUAUCAUUUUCUUCUUGGAACUCACAGCUGGCAUUCUAGCUUUUGUCUUUAAAGACUGGAUUAAAGACCAGCUGAAUAUAUUUAUAAACAGCAACAUCAGGGCGUAUCGAGACGACAUCGACCUGCAGAACCUUAUCGAUUUCACACAGGAGUAUUGGCAGUGCUGUGGGGCAUUCGGACCCAAUGAUUGGGACUUAAACAUCUACUUCAACUGCACGGAUACUAAUGCCAGCAGAGAGCGAUGUGGGGUGCCCUUUUCUUGUUGUACUAAAGACCCUGCUGAGGACGUCAUUAACACUCAGUGCGGCUAUGAUGUUAGACAAAAGCCAGAACUUGAGCAGCAAGUAACUAUACACAUAAAAGGCUGUGUUCCCCAGUUUGAGAAGUGGCUACAAGACAACCUCACCAUUGUGGCUGGUGUAUUCAUUGGGAUCGCACUAUUGCAGAUAUUUGGUAUAUGCUUGGCUCAGAAUCUGGUGAGUGAUAUUGAAGCUGUCCGAGCCAGCUGGUAGAAGCAUCUGUCUGGAAAUAAAGAGCUAUGUACAAGACACUGGAAAACAGAUACUCUUCAGAGUUACAGCUCAAUGUUGGCGCCUGUUUUAUGGCCAGGGCCAAGAAUACCCUGAACUGAUUUGAGCAGCAGAGAAGGAGUUCUUGAGCAUUUUCUGGAGCUGAAACCAUAAUGCCACAAGUAAACAGUUUAUUUGCCAUAGUCUUUUACACUGCAGGAUUCAUUGCUGAUUUCUCUUUCACAGGCUAGUGAAUGUGAAAACAGAUGACCCAAGAGUUUGUAUUAUAGUUUUGAUUGCAUGUGGAUCUUUUUUUUUUUUUUUUUUU